Messenger RNA from Aricia agestis (brown argus), 1385 nucleotides. RefSeq names its product homeobox protein bagpipe-like. Bases 1 to 1149 code for a protein of 382 amino acids. The record is from RefSeq and is a predicted model, not a curated record. Gene Ontology annotation, biological process: regulation of transcription by RNA polymerase II; cell differentiation. Gene Ontology annotation, cellular component: nucleus. The transcript is spliced from 2 exons. NCBI's taxonomy places the organism in Eukaryota, Metazoa, Arthropoda, Insecta, Lepidoptera, Lycaenidae. Gene Ontology annotation, molecular function: DNA-binding transcription factor activity, RNA polymerase II-specific; RNA polymerase II cis-regulatory region sequence-specific DNA binding.
AUGGAGCCAAAAUUAAAAGACUUCAAUUCGCAAGACAGUGAAAAGAUGUCCACACCUUUCUCGAUAAACGACAUUUUAACCCGCGAAAACGACUCCAAGUGUUUUGAAAAUGGAAUGUUCUGUUCGGCGGGCGCGUUCGGAAAACUUUUUUUAAAUAAAUCGAACUACGGCAAAGAGUACAAGCAGGAUUUGGACAAGAUGAAAUAUUACGAUGACUGCAAUUUUAGAGAUUAUACCGACGAUGGUGCGUUGGAUAUGUCAAGAAAAUCACAGUUCCCAGUCACAGAAUUAUCAGAUGACUACGACUCCCGGUCCUCCACCACCGGAUCCCCCCGCAGGACUUCAUCCCCGCACUCCCCCCACUCCGACAUCGCCUACAAACCCUUCCUCUACGACGCCAAACCGACAGAAAGAAUAUCUCCCUCCUACCCAGAAUACGCCCAGAACAACGGCAGAAAGAAGAGAUCGAGAGCCGCCUUCUCCCACGCCCAAGUCUACGAGCUAGAGAGACGGUUCAGCCAACAGAGAUACCUAUCAGGACCAGAGAGAGCCGAUCUAGCCGUUAGUCUGAAGCUCACAGAGACGCAGGUGAAGAUCUGGUUCCAGAACAGAAGAUACAAGACCAAGAGGAAGCAACUGCAGAUGCAAGAAAGCGGGAUGCUAGCAGCGGCCGCAGCAGCAGCCAACCACGCACGAAAAGUGGCAGUAAAGGUGCUUGUCAACAACAAUUCCGCACCGAAUAUUCCAGAUUUAAAACCAUAUAAUCCAAUGAUGGGGAAAACCCCGCUAUUCCCGCCGCCCAUUCUAGAAGGAUCCCCCAUCUUGAAGCAUUUCGCUGGGGUAUAUGGGGUGGACUUGAAAAAUCCGGAGUAUAAGGCGCUGCUUCAAGAGUCUUACAACCAGGCUGUAUUGCAGUCCUUAUACGCGCCUCACCUAGGUCUCAACUAUGGCAACCUACCUCUCUCCUACAUGUACUAUCCAGGGCAUCCAGGUUUUGGACUCCAGGUGCCAAGUGACCUAGAUAGAGCAGGCGAAACGAGCAUGGAAGUAAAAGAAGGGGAGGGAUCGAAAGAUAAAAGAAAGAUACCAGUCAACAUUAACGAAAAUAGCAACGAAAGUAUGGCGAGUAAUAUUGAGGUAGAAAAUUAAAAUAAAAGAAUAAAAUAAACCCCCUUUGUCUUACGACUGCAUUCCCUAUCUUCAAGUGAAGACAAAGAAUGCAGUCCACAGACAUAGAUCAAGACAGAUACCGCAUGUCGCUCCAUUUGUAUGAAUACGAGCGUGCCACGUUUUUCCUACCUACUGUGGCGUACCGAGGAUAAUAAACGUGUCCAUCAUCUAAGCCAACGUUUCUAUUUGAAUUUCUACACCUCAAUACGCCACUU